Sclerotinia borealis F-4128 is the source of this 522-nucleotide messenger RNA. NCBI's taxonomy places the organism in Eukaryota, Fungi, Ascomycota, Leotiomycetes, Helotiales, Sclerotiniaceae. The record is from the annotation of a GenBank genome assembly.
AUGUCGGAAGAACGUCUUUGGAAAUUCAGAAAGCCGGAUUGGAUGAGUGGUGCGACAGCAAAGGGGGCUGGUGUUUAUACUGCGGGAGCUUUGUUCUCCCUCUCAUUCUUCAUCCUUCUCGAUGCUGCUCUCUGGUCUAAAUCCGCCCUUAAUGGAUCCGAUCCCCCAAUUCACAUUACAUUCAUCGACUGGCUUCCCCUGAUCUUCUCUUCCCUCGGUAUGCUUAUCAUAAACUCUAUUGAAAAGUCCCGGCUAUCCGCGGACUCUUUCUCUUAUAGUGGCAGCGGUGUUGCUUGGAAAGCAAGAGUGGUGUUAUUCUUAGGGUUUGCUAGUUUGGCCGGGGGACUGGCUGGGGGUAUUACAGUGUUGGUUUUGAAGUACGUGGUGCCCGGUGCGCAAUGGCCUACUUUGGGAAUGGGUGUCGCAAAUGUGGGAGCAAAUGCCGGGGUUAUGUUAAGUUCGGUGGUACUCUGGGUCUCGCAAAAUAUUGAGGACGAAUACUCCUAUAAUCUCGCUCUUUAA